This is a messenger RNA of Thlaspi arvense, 3683 nucleotides long. NCBI's taxonomy places the organism in Eukaryota, Viridiplantae, Streptophyta, Magnoliopsida, Brassicales, Brassicaceae. The record is from the annotation of a GenBank genome assembly.
AAAUAAUAUGUUCCAUAGUGUUAUUAAAUGUAGCACAGUAUACAAAUUGCAGUAACCAGAAAGUGAAUUGAAAACAAAAAAUGGAGUAAAGGAUCAGAUUUAAUUCGGUUUUUGACCUUUCGCAUCUCUAAAUAAACCGAAACAAAAUCGAAAUAGACCAAACCGAUACUUAAAGUUCAGUUUCUCUCUUCUUUUGUCUCUACUCUUCACUUCAGCACCAGCUCUACCUCCGUCGCCGCCGCUAUCUCGUCGGCUGAUAACAGUAUCUGAGACGAGAAAUCGACGCCGGAGGAGAAGCUAUCAGCCUCUUUCUCUCUCUCUCACUCUCACACUUCUACCAAAAUGGCAUCUUCUCUAUCAUUUCACUCCUCCUUCAUACCUUCCUUCGCUGAUCUCCCCGACCGAGGUUUGGUCAGUAAGAACUCUCCGGCAAGUGUUUCCAUUUCAAAGUUUCCGAAUUGGGAGAAGAAGCAUAUCUCGAAUCGGGACUCGUUCAAGCUGAACUGCGUGAUGGAGAAAAGUAUCGAUGGCAAUACUCAUUCUGUAGCUAACAUUACCACCCCUGAUUGCUUAAAUGCUGUGAAUAUCAAAGAAGAGGCUAGCGUCUCAACCUUACUGGUGAAUUCGGAUAAUAAAUUUGAUCCCUUUGAUGCAAUGAGCACUCCGCUUUACCAGACAGCUACAUUUAAGCAGCCUUCUGCUAUCGAAAAUGGACCGUAUGAUUAUACAAGAAGUGGAAAUCCUACACGGGAUGCAUUGGAAAGUCUGCUUGCGAAGCUUGACAAGGCAGAUAGAGCAUUUUGCUUUACUAGUGGAAUGGCUGCUCUUGCUGCUGUUACGCACCUUCUCAAAAAUGGCGAAGAAAUUGUUGCUGGAGAUGACGUGUAUGGUGGCUCAGACAGAUUACUAUCUCAAGUAGUUCCAAGAUCUGGAGUUGUGGUAAAACGAGUAAACACCACUAAUCUAGAAGAGGUUGCUGCUGCUAUUGGUCCCCAGACAAAGCUUGUGUGGCUUGAGUCUCCAACCAAUCCAAGACAACAAAUAUCUGAUAUACGAAAAAUAGCUGAGAUGGCUCAUGCUCAAGGUGCACUUGUGUUGGUGGACAACAGUAUUAUGUCACCGGUGCUCUCUCGGCCAUUAGAGCUUGGAGCUGAUAUUGUGAUGCACUCGGCUACUAAGUUUAUAGCCGGACAUAGCGAUGUGAUGGCGGGUGUGCUUGCCGUGAAAGGCGAAAAAUUGGCAAAGGAGUUGUAUUUCCUCCAAAACUCGGAAGGUUCUGGAUUAGCUCCUUUCGACUGUUGGCUUUGCCUACGAGGAAUCAAGACAAUGGCUUUACGUAUAGAGAAGCAACAGGAGAACGCACGGAAAAUCGCAAUGUACUUGUCUUCUCAUCCAAGAGUGAAGAAAGUGUACUAUGCUGGUCUGCCAGAUCAUCCUGGUCACCAUCUCCACUUCUCUCAGGCGAAGGGUGCAGGAUCAGUUUUUAGCUUUAUAACAGGAUCGGUUGCGCUAUCGAAGCAUCUUGUAGAGACCACCAAAUACUUCAGCAUAGCUGUUAGUUUUGGGAGUGUUAAGUCACUUAUAAGCAUGCCAUGCUUCAUGUCACAUGCAAGCAUACCUGCAGAAGUACGCGAGGCCAGAGGCUUGACGGAAGAUCUUGUCCGUAUAUCUGCAGGCAUUGAAGAUGCUGAUGAUCUGAUCUCUGAUCUUGAUAUCGCCUUUAAAACCGGCCCUAUCUAGCUUCAGUGUGAGAAAACACUGUCUUUCUAGUCAAUUUUUUUUUGUAAUUUUCAUAGGUUCUUGAAGUAAGAAUCUAUGUAAGAAACAAUUAAACAUAAUUUGGUGUUUGAAAAACAAAUGAAGCAAUAAUCUCAUUAGUUUUGUUGUAUUUGAUAUGUAUCAGAGCUUUUGUAAUAGACUUCUAAGCCAACAUAAGCAGUCUUAUGGUACAAGUAAUGAUCUUUCUUCAAAGUGAAACUCAACUCUCGACAAGAUAGUUAAUCUGUGACGACAGAGUAGAUAGGGGCCAUGGUUAGCAACUUGUCCUGACAAUCUGUUUCAGGUUAGGUAAGAACAAGACCAUGGAACAAACCAUGACACAUGCGUACAAGAAUUUACCAGAUUCAUACCAUUUUGUUCACUAAGGACAGGUACUGAAUUGAAAUCUACAGCUUGCAAAUAUAGUGACAUAUCUACAGAUCCUUCGAACCAUUUUCAGAUAGCUAACUUGAGUUUCUAAAAGCAAAACCAAAAAAAAAAAAAAAGAGGAGUCAAAACGAAAUUGAGAAUUGGGUUAUUCACCAUAGUAAGAUUUACUGAUGUACAUAUAAACAUUUAUCCCCAUACAUCAUCAUCGUUGAUUCAUUAUCAUCCACUUAUAUCCCCUCUCUGCAUUCCCUACUGAAACCAUGUAUUGUACCAGCAGAAGCAUUCCUAAAACAAUCUACAAAACUCUAAAAUCAGAAACCGAAAAAACAGAAGCAUCAUGGCGAAGAAUCAGACAGCGGUAGUGAUACCAUCGAAUCUAGGACGUGUUCUAUCUGCUGAGAGCCCUUCUUCCAUUGACUUUCUCUUGUUGUUACUCAAUGUUUGUUCCUCUUGUUGUACUACUUGCAGAUGCAGUUGUUUCGGUUCAAACUCUGAUUGAAGAGGCAACAUUUUGAUUCCGAUUUCUGUUGAAUCUUUAAUCUCUGGUUCAACAUUUGCGCCUUUUGAAGGUCUUUCAAUCUCUUCCAGCUUCUGGUUCUUCAACUUUGCUUUCAUCAUAUGAGGUUUCAACUUGUUGAGAUCAGCCAAUCUUACUGGUUUCAAGAAAAACUCUUCAGCUCCUUCUUCUAAACAUCUGCUGAUUCUUGCAGGAACGUUCUCAGAGGACAUUAUUACUACUGGUAUGUUCUUAAACGCUGAUGAUUCCUGCAAAAUUGUAGAACAAAUCAUAACCAGUCAUGCCUGGCAUACAAUAAUCAGUGAUUAUAAGAUUCACUUCAACUUCCUGGUGAAGUUUAGGAGACGUAGAAAGUGCAUUUGGGUGGUUUCUCUCAAUACCUUCUCUUAAACCCAGAAAUUCUAAAGCCUUGGAGCCUGAAUCAACCGUUGUUACUUGACACGAAGACUUUUGAAGCAAUCUUUCUAUGAGUUUCCGAUCGAAUAAACUAUCAUCAACAGCUAAUACAUGGAACUGCGAUUCUGCUGCCAUACCCAUUGCAGAAAGUGAAGAUGAUAAAAAAAGAAUCUCUUUCUCAAGAUCUAAUCUCAAAAUGAAGAUAAAGUCUCCGACUUUUUCUUUUUCUUUGCUAUAAAUAUUCCCAAGAAAAAAUAUCACUUCUUUCGCGGGGAUUGCAGCUAUUUUAAUCUCAGUAGUAAAGAGUUUGCGCUUAAAACAAGAUCUGAUUAUAUGUUUUUUCUUCUUCUUCCACCAGAUAUUGCAAAAGAGAGAGAGAGAGGGGGGGGAAAUUGAAUAAAAACUAGUUAGCUUUGAAUUGUGGAGAAAGCAAGUUCGGAUAGAAAAAUGUUUUCUUUUUCAGAAGACAACGCAGAGGAAGAAGAAAACAAAGGUUAGAAAAUAAAUAAAAUAAUCAAACCAAAUCUUUCUGAGGAUUUUUGAGGAUUAGAUAAGAGGAGGGCUUUGCUUUAUAUACUACUACCACAACCGCCUUGCUUUUUACACCAAAUUUAAAAGAUGC